AUGUUUUCUCUUCUUGUUACUCCAGCAGUUCUUCUUAGACAUCUCUGUUGUGUUACUCCAGCAGUUCUUCUUAGACACGUCUGUUGUGUUACUCCAGUAGUUCUUCUUAGACAUCUCUGUUGUGUUACUCCAGCAGUUCUUCUUAGACAUGUCUGUUGUGUUACUCCAGCAGUUCUUCUUAGACAUCUCUGUUGUGUUACUCCAGCAGUUCUUCUUAGACAUGUCUGUUGUGUUACUCCAGUAGUUCUUCUUAGACAUCUCUGUUGUGUUACUCCAUCAAUUCUUCUUAGACAUCUCUGUUGUGUUACUCCAGUAGUUCUUCUUAGACAUCUCUGUUGUGUUACUCCAGCAGUUCUUCUUAGACAUCUCUGUUGUGUUACUGCAGCAGUUCUUCUUAGACAUCUCUGUUGUGUUACUCCAGUAGUUCUUCUUAGACAUCUCUGUUGUGUUACUCCAGUAGUUCUUCUUAGACAUCUCUGUUGUGUUACUCCAGCAAUUCUUCUUAGACAUCUCUGUUGUGUUACUCCAGUAGUUCUUCUUAGACAUCUCUGUUGUGUUAUUCCAGUAGUUCUUUUUAGACAUCUCUGUUGUGUUACUCCAGCAGUUCUUCUUAGACAUCUCUGUUGUGUUACUCCAGCAAUUCUUCUUAGACAUCUCUGUUGUGUUACUCCAGCAGUUCUUCUUAGACAUGUCUGUUGUGUUACUCCAGUAGUUCUUCUUAGACAUGUCUGUUGUGUUACUCCAGCAGUUCUUCUUAGACAUCUCUGUUGUGUUACUCCAGAAAUUCUUCUUAGACAUCUCUGUUGA
Molecule: messenger RNA, 807 nt
Organism: Candidula unifasciata
Lineage: Eukaryota; Metazoa; Mollusca; Gastropoda; Stylommatophora; Geomitridae
Source: the annotation of a GenBank genome assembly